UGAUGAAGCGGGUUCAGUUGAACCCGCUUGCCACCACGUGCGUCCGCCACUGUGUACAACAUAUGGAUACCAUGAGCAUUAUUGGCUUUAGGAAGAAGUUACAACCUUAUAUACUAUAAGCAACAACGAUAACAAUAACCCCUAAUCUUAAACAAAUUGAGUAGCUAUAUGAAUCUUUGCUAACCAUAUUUUUCCAUUUAAAUUCAUCUCAAGCCAACCUUAUACAAAAUAAAAAAGUUAUUUAUAUUUUCUAGUGUCAUUAAAAUCUCCGAUAGGACUAAAUGACUCCUAGAAAGUAUAGGAUUUAAAGUACACGUAUUGCAACAACAACAACAACCCUAGUGUAUUCCUAUAAGUGGGGAAAAGGUACACGUAUUAACAUGAGUAAAUCAAUAUUCCCAAUUAAUUUGUAUUGCCUAUAUAGAUCUUUUUCUUUUAUUGUACCUUAUUUUACACAAAGUUUGCAACUCUGCAUGGCUUCCAAGAAAUCAUCGGUCUUUUCGAUACAACUUUCUUCCAUGUGAUUUUAGGUCUAUCUCAUCCUCUCAGUGUUGUGAACAGCGUGAAGCGAGGAAAACGACAAACCCAUUUUCGCUUAAAGCGUGAAGCAAGAAGCGAAGCGCUCGCUUUUUUGAAGUGAAGCGGAAUUUUAAAAAAAAUAUUAAAAUAAAUACUGAAGGAAAAGAAGAACCGAAGGAAAUUGGCAGUAAGUAAGAAAAAAAUUGGUCAGCAUUUCGCUGCAAUUUAAGACUGAAAGAGUGAAAGAAAAAGAAGAAGAAGAAGAAGAAGAAGAAGAAGAAGAGAAUGAGAAAAUGAAGAACUGAAGGAAAAAGAAAGUUGGCAGCAUUUCGCUGCUAUUUUGAGACGAAAGAAGAAGAAGAAGAAGAAGAACUUGAUGAAUUUGAACUUGAAAAGUGCAGAAAAUGGGAUCUCUAGUCGCCUGUUUUUCUCUGCUGCUCGAUAAUGUUUUGAAAAAAGAGCUUUUUUAUUUUUAACGUUGGCAACCACUUAAUAUACCAAAGUGCUCGCUUCUGUCGCUACUGUCGCUUCUCGCUUUUUUGGCAGAAGCGCACGCUUUAUAUCACCUGCUAUGCUUCACAACACAGAAACGACAAACUGCACUUUGCUUUUCACAACACUGCGUCCUCUCUUGAGAAAUCACCGUAUGAGCUUGUUCACAUUGUCGUCCUAAGCCCGAAUAAAGGAGAAUGAUUGUGUAGGGUUGACAACCAACCAUCAUAAAACUAGCCAAUUCUUGAUAUGGUAUAAGCGUGUGGAAGAUAUUCAUGAGCGGAAAGGAAAAUAGUUUUUAAGAUUCAUUAGAUUCACAAUUUAGAGUCACAGUGGAAAAUAGGAAAUAAGAUUCUUUUGUGGCUUAAUACAUGUUGUAGAGACCAAGAAAUUGUAGGUCUUUCGGGACAACUUCCCUACAUAUGAUUUUAAAUAUACCUCGUUCCCUCUCGAUAAAUUGCCGUGUGAGCUUGCUCACAUUGUUGUCCUAAACCCGGAUAAAGGAGGAAGGUUAGUGGUAGGGCAGCAACCAACCGUCAUAAAAGUAGCCAAUUCUUGAUUUGGUGCAAGCGUGUGGAAGAAAUUCAUGAGGGGAAAGGAAAACUGUUUUUAAACAUUCAUUAGAUUCACAAAAGAGAAUCACAGUGGAAAAUAGGAAAUAAGAUUCUUGUGGCUAAAUACAUGGUGUAGAGGCCAAAUGUUCUUGAAUUCCGUAGCGCAUUCACUGUAACUAUGGUCAAGGACGCCAAAGUAGCCGAAAUAAUUAGAAAAAAACGGGAAUGAGUUCCUUGAAAAUCUGUCUUUUAGAAGGGCUGUUCAGGAUUGAGAAAGGGAUGAAGUGGAAGGUUUAGUUUAGAAUAUACAUAGAUAUAGCAUAUACAAUUAGGGGGGGAUGAUGUGAUAACAUGAGAGGGACAGGGACUAAAUUUUUUCUGGGUAAACAUGCUACAAUCGCUUGAUCAAUGGAGGUGAUUUCAAGCACAUGGAAGUUAAUAUGGAAACUAGAGCACUAAUAGUGCUCUUUGCUAGUGUGCAUUGUGGGUCACAAUCCUACCUUGAGGAAAAGAAAACAAGUGGUCGUAAAUUGGUCUUGCAUGUAUAAGAUGCAGCAACUUUUUAUUACAUUACGAAGUAUAUAUUGCAACUUUGGAACAAAUUGUGGCCUUAAGAUAUUCAAUAUUUGGUUUGGUUAUCUUCCAAGAAAGCCAUGACAAACUUGGAGGAUGGAAGCAAGGAAAAAGGUGCUGUGAAAGACAGUUCCUAUUUGCUUGUUUUGGACAAUUUGGUGAGUAAAAAGGUGCUGUGAAAGACAGUUCCUAUUUGCUUGUUUUGGACAAUUUGGUGAGUAAAAAGGUGCUGUGAAAGACAGUUCCUAUUUGCUUGUUUUGGACAAUUUGGUGAGUAAAGAAUCAUAGAAGUUUUAAAGAAAUACUGAAAUUUAUAAGGGAAGUACUAAUUAUGUUGUAUUUUGAUGGAAUGAAAACAUUCAUUCCUGUAUAGAUGGCCGGAUGGAAUUUUUGGGAGCUUAAUAGCAUACACACAUGUAAAGAUGACACAGACUUGGGCUUCAAUUGUGGCGAGGCUGCCAACUUCGGUACUCCACAGUGGCUUACAGUAGCCAAAGAAGCUGCUGUUCGUCGAGCUGCCAUGAACUAUCUGCCGAUGCUAUCUCAUCAGCAGUUGCUUUAUCUGUUGACAAUGUCUUUUGUUUCAAGUGUGCCAAGGUCCUUGCUACCUGGGGUGCGAACCUCUCGUCUGAGAGAUCGUCAGAAGGAAGAAAAGGAGCUUCUGGUAAAGAAAGCCUUCCUGGAAGAUAUAGAAAAGGAGAAUGACCUGGUAAAAGUCUUGCUUCAGAAAAGCUUUUCUGACAAUGCAGUGUUGUGGGAUGUGGAUAUACUGCCGUCUUCAGGUAAAGAAUAUGAACUGCACAAGCAUGCUAGUGUGGAUGCUUCUAGAGGGAAUGAUCAGUCUGACAGUAUCGAUAGUCAGGAUCUAUUAGACCAGAUGAGCUUAUACAUGGAUAAUUACAGUGACUUCUAUGUGGAUGAUGAUGUGUCAUGUGACUUUGAAAUCGAUUCGGGGACAUUACCCUGUAUAGCUUGUGGGAUUCUUGGUUUUCCAUUUAUGACUCUGGUGCAACCAUCGAAAAAGGCUGCGGAACACCUUUUCCCAGAGGAUUUUCAGAAUAAACAAGAUUCUGGAGCGGUGAAACAUGUGGAGUCGGAUUGCCAUUCAGAUCUUAGGGGCAUGAUUGAGGACUAUAAUAGAGUUGACAGAAUGGAAAGAAAUGGGGGGCAUUACCUAAACCAUGAUGAAGUAUCUUUGUCUUCCCAGCCAAGUGAAUCUGCAGUUACUCCACAUGAGGGUCAAACAUCACAGUCUCAUAAUCCAUCACAUACAGAUAAUGCAGCUCUGACUUCAAAAAUUGAGCUUCAGAAGGAAUGGGAUUUUUGUACAAGUUCUGUGAGACCACGGAUAUUUUGCCUUGAGCAUGCAAUUCAGACUGAAGAACUUCUGCAUACUAAAGGUGGAGCAAAUGUUCUUGUGAUCUGCCAUUCAGACUUUCAGAAAAUCAGAUCACAUGCCACAAUUGUUGCAGAGGAAAUUGGCACGUCAUUCAAAUAUAAUGAGAUUUCGCUGGCUAAUGCAUCUCAAGGACAUCUUUCGUUGAUUGAUCUUGCAAUCGUGGAUGAAGAACAAGACAAAUGUACAGAAGAUUGGACAUUGAAAUUAAAUAUCAAUUUAAGGCACUGUGUGAAGGUGCAAAAGAAUUGUCCACUUAAGAAGUUAAAACAUGCAUUGACUUUGGGUGGAUUGUUCUCUGAUUCAACUCUUAGUUCAGAAUCCUCGAGUCUCAAGUGGCAGUCCAGAAAAGUACGCUCAAAGAGGAAGUCUAAUAAUUCAACAGAAAGUCCAGCAUUCGCAAAUGUUCAAAUAGAGAAGGUACUUGAUUCAGGAUCUAUAGUGGGCAGGCAGAAUACCAGAAAGGGGAAUAUAACCAUCCAGUAUUCCAGGAAAAAAUACAAGUCUAAGGCUUGUAGUUGUGCGGAGGUCACUAGGGCUUUUGUGGAUCCUUUUAAUGGUUUGACGGAGGAAGUUUUGCUUACAGAUGCAAAAACAUUUGGAAGUAGUACUCUCAUCAGGGAUGAAAAUGCAGGCACGGCUUCUUCAGGGGAAAGGUUUUUUGCUGCUCCUGAGGGGAAACCAGGACUGCAUCAUGAACAUGAGAUGCUUUUGGUAAAUAGAGAUCAAAAUGGAAAUCUCCUUGUAUCACAAGAAGCAGAUUUACUUGUCACCUCUUCUAUAAUGGUGGAAUUCAAUGAGGCCCAGGCUGAAAUUUGUACUACUGAGAAGUUUUCAAUGGAGGAAAAAACUUGUCAUACAAAUUCAAACAAUCGCCAUGCAGAGCAUAAGACCACGGCUCCAGAGAUUAGUGGAGACACUGAGGUAGCUCAUGUGAAUACUCCUGCAUGUACAACCAUACCUGUGGUUCGGAGUACUGCAAAUAAUGAAAAUUUGAGGGAGGAUCAGGAUAUGAUAGAAUCUGGCAUCAGAAAUAAGUCUGCUCAUCCGACGGAAGCAGAUUUUGAAAUAGAUCAUCAUGGAGAGGCUGAUAAAGCUAUUAUGACCAGAUCUCCCGUGCCUGUCAACUCCUCAGGAUCUUGCACUGAUGGUCCUUCAAGAAGUUGUGAUGAGCAGAUUGAGGAUCAAUCUCCAGAACAAUCUGGCUCAGGUAGCGAGGCAUCUGAUAAUGAGAUUUCGGACAACUCUGUGGAGCAAAAAAUCCAAAUUGAUAAUGCAGAUCAAGGUAUAGCUGUCUCUGACCAUGUCACACCAGUAGAAGAAGCUUCCGCCUCAGCAGGAAGUCUCAAAGUGACGAGAGAGACAUCGAGUCCUAAACACUCACAGAGUGGUGAUAAUAUCUCUGAGAGGCAUAAGAAAGAGUCAAAUGAUGAUACUUCUCCAAUAGUGUCUAGGCCAAUCGCAAAAAGUGGUGGCAAAAGAAGGCGUGAGCUAGAACUCCUAACAUAUGAUGGAUGUAGCAUUGGUGGCUUUGUUAAAAGCCCAUGUGAAGGUUUAAGGCCACGGGCUAGGAAGAAUGUUCUUGGGAGCAGAGUUGAUACUAAGGAACCUCUUGAGGAUAAACCAAUGGGGAAGAAGGUGAAGACGUCUUUACCUAGUUCCAUCACUCACAAGGAUAAGAAAGAACAGAGGAAGGGGACUCACAGGUGUGACCUGGAAGGCUGCCGGAUGAGUUUCCAAACAAAGGUAGAGCUGCAACUGCACAAACGUAAUCGUUGCCCCAUUGAAGGAUGUGGGAAGAAAUUUACAUCCCACAAAUAUGCUCUGGUUCAUCAACGCGUUCAUGAAAAUGAUAGGCCCCUCAGAUGUCCAUGGAAAGGCUGCACCAUGACAUUCAAGUGGGCCUGGGCAAGGACUGAACAUUUGCGUGUGCAUACUGGUGAGCGGCCAUAUAAGUGCAAGGUUGAGGGUUGUGGACUCACCUUCAGGUUUGUAUCAGAUUAUAGUCGGCAUAGACGGAAAACUGGUCAUUAUGUAGAAGCGGCCAACUGAUGUUAGUUACUAUAAUCAGGUUGGUUGUGUAAUAUACCAAAUAACUCGAUUGCUAGAGUGCGGAUUCUUGGGUUGAAAGACUAUCUUAAGAAUCAUGUAAACUAAUGCGCUCUUGUCAUUUUAGCAUGGAGCAUGGGUAGGAGUAGUGUUCUUCGUUUGUAGAGUGCCUGUUUUCAGGAUUAAUCUUCAAUUUUAAAUAUAAAAUUGCAUGUCAUUCUUUCAAAUUUCGUAAGAGAGGUCUAAGGGGACAAGGCCCUUCUCAUGGCACUUUGAUAAUGCUGGACAGUCAAUAAUGACCAUAUAGAAUUCAACAAAAUGAAAUCUGCUGCUUGUGCUGGA
Molecule: messenger RNA, 5925 nt
Organism: Nicotiana tabacum (common tobacco)
Lineage: Eukaryota; Viridiplantae; Streptophyta; Magnoliopsida; Solanales; Solanaceae
Source: RefSeq, a predicted model, not a curated record